AGGACCAAGUUUGAGGAGGGAUUAGGAAAGUACUUUGUUUCGUUAUAACUGAAGUUCUUGCAUGCAGCGUUCGCUUCUGACAACACAACUCUUAGAAUCGCCUGUCAAAAUGGGGUAUCUGACAAAAAUCCUAUUUGCUAGUGUCUGUGUCGUUUUCCUAGCUGUAAGGUGGACUGGACCCAGGUUUGAUCCAGAGUCUCUGAAAGGUGCCCGGGUGCUGGUGACCGGAGCCAGUACAGGUAUUGGUGAACAGAUGGCAUAUCAUUAUGCCCGUUUUGGAGCCCAGAUUGUUAUUACAGCAAGGAGAGAGAAAGUGUUACAGCAGGUGGCAGAAAAGUGCCUGAGUUUGGGAGCCCAGAAAGCUCUCUACAUAGCAGCAGACAUGGGCAGUGAGUCUGACCCUGACAAAGUAGUAGAUUUUGCUGUGGAGAAGCUGGGAGGGUUGGAUUACCUGGUCCUCAACCACAUUGGUCCUACCCCCUUUAGCAUGUGGGAUGGAGAUGUGGAACACACAAGGACUCUGAUGAAGGUCAAUUUCUUCAGCUAUAUUCAGAUGGCUUGGAGAGCCUUGCCCUCCCUAGAGCAAAGUAAAGGGGCUCUGGUUGUGGUUUCAUCUCUUUUGGGUAAAAUGACCAGUCCCUUUGUGGCACCAUACUCCUCAACGAAAUUUGCCUUGAAUGGGUUCUUUGGGUCCCUUCACCACGAACUGGCCUUGAAGAAGAGCAACGUUUCCAUCUCUAUAUGCACACUUGGGCUCAUUGAUACCGAAUCGGCUAUGGAGAAAGUCAGCGGAGUCACUAAGAUAUCAGCCUACCCCGCCACAGAAGCAGCAUUGAACAUCAUCAUCACAGGAGCUACAAGACAGCUGGACCUUUUCUACCCGUGGUUCACACAGGCCGUGGUUCUUAUCAAAGAUUGGUUCCCAUCUAUCACAGACUAUUUUAUCCAAAACUCAUACGAGUACAGUCCAUGAAGAACAUUUACUGUAAGCUCUGUUAUACAGUUAAUGUUUGGGCCCUGAUCUCUGACUUUUGAGUUUCCAGUUAUAAAAUGUCAACAGGAAAAAAACAACAACAUAUAGCUCGGGUGUGUUCAAUGCACAGCAUGGCUGCUGUUAUGAAACGCUCCGUACCAGUCAUUACAAAUUCAGAAAGAAAUACCUGGUUAGCUUGUGCAACUCAUGCAAGAAACACACUUUCUGUUACAUUUGUUGUCAUAUAACAGUGGAAAUAACUGACAUGAAACAAGGGGAGAAGAGGGAGAAAUGACUUGCAACAGACCAUAGAAGUAUAGGAGAAUACAAAAAAAAGUUUAUUCAGUUAUAUAUUAAAGCUAUGGAGAGAUAACGAAAACUCUUCCAGAAACCGAGGCAACAAAUUUAGCAGCACUAGUUCCAUCUGUCAGUCCCCAUGACAAAUCUCCAUCCAACUUCAUCCAACAUUUAGCUCUACAGAUUGUACGGCCUUGAUGCAUGAACACAUACACAUGUCAUGAUAUGGUAAUAAUCAUGGCCUAUCACUGGCUUGAGCAUGGGUGACCAGAUUACCAAAAUGGAAAUCAGUCACCCUGUUUUAAGGCAGGGUGACCUAACACACACAGGACUUGAUUUGAUUUGUUGUUUUACUCUGGAAGUUUAGCAUCUUAUUUAAGCUGUCAAAGCUCUGCAUGCGUCAUAUCAACAGUGCAUGGACGUUUUCAGACUUUAUUUGACUUUAUUAUACCGUGAAGAAGUGACAGUGUGGGUCAGAAUCAGUACCAUGUUCCUUCAACCAAAUAAAGAUUUAAAAGAUGCACAACGUCACCACUAGUGGUGCUGUUGUGUAGUGUGGAGUCAUGCGUUCCUCCCCCUUGUUGUAGCAGAAUCAGCAAGAAAUUUGUGUCAUUAUUAUUCUGUCAUGAGUAAUGAAGAUUUUUGCACAUUUGUUCAGUCUUGUUUGUAGACACUGACCUGAUCAGCAUGCGGUAUAUGUGGCCUGACUCAAUAAAUCAAACUUAACACCGAA
Molecule: messenger RNA, 2003 nt
Organism: Mugil cephalus (flathead mullet)
Lineage: Eukaryota; Metazoa; Chordata; Actinopteri; Mugiliformes; Mugilidae
Product: hydroxysteroid 11-beta-dehydrogenase 1-like protein
Exons: 6
Coding region: 62-973 (303 amino acids)
Cellular component (GO): intracellular membrane-bounded organelle
Molecular function (GO): oxidoreductase activity
Source: RefSeq, a predicted model, not a curated record